AUGACACCACCCACAGGGCUGAGGACGUUGAUUCGGUCACUACCCACGGGGCUGAGGACGUCGAUUUGGUCACCACCCACAGGGCUGAGGACGUUGAUUCGGUUACCACCCACAGGGCUGAGGACGUUGAUUCGGUUACCACCCACAGGGCUGAGGACGUUGAUUUUAUUGGAAUUUUGGUUCGACUGGUUCGUUGUUUCUUUCUACACAUUGUAUUUCAUUACGCUUGGAUUCUUCAUUUGGUACUUCGUGAGACUAAUGUUUUGUAGACGUGAUCUACGCGUUCGUCACAACCGGGUUCGUGUACUGGUUGGAAGUAUUGAUAAAUUCGACACACAGAUUCAGAAUUUGUUCAUGAUGUCAGAAGCAUGCCUUGAUCCAUCCCCUCCGGAGAGGAAUAAUCUGGCGAAACCCCAGUCAUCUCAAAGAGAUAAAAGUAAACUGUUUAUCUGCAAAGAUAAGAUCGCCAAUUCCGAAAGACAAGGCUUUCCACAAUGGAAAGUGGCGAGAGAAAUGAACUCGUUGUUUGCAUUAAACUUCAGUUCUAAGAGAAACAUCAUUUUCUUCCAACCAAUUGGAGAAUUCCCGUCACACAUUCUGGACUUUAAGGUUGGUGGGAUACCUCUUCUGCAGUUUCUAUGUGAUUUUCUGAAGACAUUCUUUCAUGGAAUGGAAGUUGAAACACAAGAAGAAAUCAGUGUGGAGAGUCUGGAGGUUACCUCACGAUAUCACAAAGUGACUGGGAAGAAACAAGUGCUUGUCACUGAUGUGCUGACAAAAUUGAAAAAGUUUUUAAAACAUCGUUUUCACUACAUCGUUGGUAUGUCGUGGACAGAUUUGUACCCUAGUGACGAUCUCAACUUUGUACUUGGAGAAGCAUCCUAUAAACAACGAUCUGCUGUGUUCAGUUUUGGACGCUAUGAACCACAAUGUUACCAUGACAACAAGGCAUACGAUGAUAUUGUUGAAGUGGAUGGAGAAAUAUUGUGGAAACUCAUCAAGGUGAUGACCCAUGAAGUCUGUCAUACAUUUGGACUGGCACAUUGUGUUUUCUUUGAGUGUGCUAUGAAUGAAAGCAGCUCAGUAAAGGAAGCUAUGUCGCAGCCACUGUUUCUGUGUCCAAUCUGCCUUAGAAAACUUCAACAUCUCUGUGAUUUUAACAUCAGGACGAGAUAUCAAUCAUUAUUGCUAAUCUGUCACCAUGUGCAGAAGUAUUUUCCAACAAAGAAGAUGGAAGCUUCAAUUUUUUUAAACAAUGAGAGAUCUGAUACAGUGGCAGUGGACAAGGUUGAAUCAUGUUUGCAGUUUUUAAACAAUGAGAGAUCUGAUACAGUGGCAGUGGACAAGGUUGAAUCAUGUUUGCAGUUUUUAAACAAUGAGAGAUCUGAUACAGUGGCAGUGGACAAGGUUGAAUCAUGUUUGCAGUUUUUAAACAAUGAGAGAUCUGAUACAGUGGCAGUGGACAAGGUUGAAUCAUGUUUGCAGUUUUUAAACAAUGAGAGAUCUGAUACAGUGGCAGUGGACAAGGUUGAAUCAUGUUUGCAGUUUUUAAACAAUGAGAGAUCUGAUACAGUGGCAGUGGACAAGGUUGAAUCAUGUUUGCAGUUUUUAAACAAUGAGAGAUCUGAUACAGUGGCAGUGGACAAGGUUGAAUCAUGUUUGCAGUUUUUAAACAAUGAGAGAUCUGAUACAGUGGCAGUGGACAAGGUUUAA
Molecule: messenger RNA, 1713 nt
Organism: Saccoglossus kowalevskii
Lineage: Eukaryota; Metazoa; Hemichordata; Enteropneusta; Harrimaniidae
Product: archaemetzincin-2-like
Biological process (GO): proteolysis
Molecular function (GO): metallopeptidase activity
Source: RefSeq, a predicted model, not a curated record